AUGAAUGAAAAUAAUUAUUCAACAUAUUCCAAAAAUCUAAACUUGGAAUCUGACGUAGAGAUCUCCAUUGAAACACUAAGGCAUAGACAGUCCAAUCUAAAAAGAUGGAAAUGGAAAUGGAAAUGGAAGUGGAAUAAUAAUAAUAAACAAAUACCUGUUAUCGGGAAAGGUAUAUGGCUGGAUAUACAAGAUAGACUACCUUACUAUUGGUCCGAUUGGACCGAUUCAGUAGAUUACAGAGUUAUACCAUCUGUUAUUGAAACGUAUUUUAAUAAUCUUUUACCCGCAAUUGCGUUUGCUCAAGAUAUGUUUGAUAGGACGGACAAUUCUUAUGGUGUGAAUGAAGUACUCUUGAGUAGUGCACUAGCAGGAAUUGUAUUUGGAAUUCUAUCAGGUCAACCACUAUGUAUAGUGGGAGUUACUGGACCUAUCUCAAUUUUCAAUUAUACCGUAUAUGAAAUUAUCAAACCAUUGAAUACAAAUUAUUUUGGAUUUAUGUUCUGGAUCUAUAUUUGGUCAAUGAUUUUACAUCUAAUUUUAGCAUUUGGUAAUUCUGUAAUGUUAUUUCAAUAUGUGACAACAUUCCCUUGUGAUAUCUUUGGCUUAUUUAUAAACGUGAUUUAUAUUCAAAAGGGAAUACAAAUAUUAUUAAGACAGUUUCAUUUAAAAAUAAAUGAAAAUGAAACAAUAACUGAUGUUAGUGCCGGGUUUGCAAGUAUUACCGUUGCAUUGAUAAUGACAGUUUUUGGUGCAAGUUUUAAAAUGUUCACACGAACCCCAUUAUUAACUCACAAACUACGAACUUUAAUUUCAGACUAUUCUACAGCUUUGUCAGUUUUGUUUUGGUCUGCCUUCAUUAACUUUGGUGGAUUCUUAAAGGACAUACAUUUCCAAAAAUUACCAAUAACAAAAGCAUUCUAUCCUACAUCAGGUACAUUUAGAGAUCGAUCUACAUGGCUUGCGUAUGAAGCUAUCUCCACUCGCGAUGUUUUUCUUGCAUUACCGUUUGGUAUAAUCGUUACCAUUUUAUUUUAUUUUGAUCAUAAUGUAUCAUCAUUAAUGGCCCAAAGUUAUCAAUAUAAGUUGAAGAAACCUUCCACUUUUCAUUACGAUUUUGCUCUUCUUGGCAUUACUACAGGAAUUGCAGGUGUAUUAGGAAUUCCCGCCCCUAAUGGAUUAAUACCUCAAGCUCCUUUACAUACGCAAUCAUUAUUAGUUUAUAACUCAAAGGGUGACGUAAUUAGAUGUGUUGAGCAACGGUUCACUAAUACAGUUCAAGGUUUAAUGAUUUUAGCUACAAUGGCACGCCCUUUUCUAAUAUGUUUGGGACAGAUCCCACAAGCUGUCUUAUCAGGGUUAUUUUUUAUGAUGGGCAUACAAGGUCUCCUAGGCAAUACAAUAAUCCAGAAAAUUAUUUGGGUUUUUUCGGACCCAGAUCGUAAAGACCAAACUUCACCACUGAUAAAUGUAACAACGAAAUCUAUUAUAAUAUUCCUGAUUUUUAGCCUUGCAGGCUUCACUGGUGAAUUUGCUAUAACAAACACUAUCGCUGCUAUAGGGUUUCCAUUGAUUCUACUGUUAUCUGUAAUUGCUAGCUUUAUUAUGCCUUAUUUUAUUCCUAAACAUGAUCUAGAUAUCUUACAAGAGAAUGUGGCGGAAAGAUUUACUAUUAAAAACUUGCUGCUAACAAACUUAUGCCCUAAUCAUGAAUCAAAUGAGGAAGACAUUGAAAUUACGACUUACGAAACCUACCCAAAUCAUUCUGAAAAUAGAUGUUACAAUAAUGUAUAUGAAACUGGUUCAAGAUCAAAUUUAAAUUAA
Messenger RNA from Henningerozyma blattae CBS 6284, 1821 nucleotides. RefSeq names its product Bor1p (gene BOR1). The record is from RefSeq and is a predicted model, not a curated record. Gene Ontology annotation, cellular component: fungal-type vacuole; plasma membrane. Bases 1 to 1821 code for a protein of 606 amino acids. Gene Ontology annotation, biological process: borate transport; monoatomic ion homeostasis; transmembrane transport. Gene Ontology annotation, molecular function: borate efflux transmembrane transporter activity; solute:inorganic anion antiporter activity. NCBI's taxonomy places the organism in Eukaryota, Fungi, Ascomycota, Saccharomycetes, Saccharomycetales, Saccharomycetaceae. The transcript has a single exon.